Molecule: messenger RNA, 2606 nt
Organism: Mercenaria mercenaria
Lineage: Eukaryota; Metazoa; Mollusca; Bivalvia; Venerida; Veneridae
Product: transforming growth factor-beta-induced protein ig-h3-like
Exons: 15
Coding region: 45-2333 (762 amino acids)
Biological process (GO): cell adhesion; extracellular matrix organization
Cellular component (GO): extracellular matrix
Molecular function (GO): cell adhesion molecule binding
Source: RefSeq, a predicted model, not a curated record
ACUGAAAUGCGCAUUCCCGUUUGUGCCUUGGUACUGUUCACAUCAUGGGAAAAUAUAUUAUCAUACUGAUAGUGUUGGCUGUGCUAUUAGAUGUCUGUCUGUCAGGACCCCGCUGGUCUAGGGGUCGGGGACGGGGCCGAGGUAGGGAUCGUGAAGAAAGGCGCAGGAUGAGGAAUGGCAGACGGGGAGGCGGCUGGGGUAUGGGAGACCAUGGGAUGUUCAGGGGAUUCGAAGGAUUUCAUGGAGGCCGAUUUAAUUUUGGUUUAGGACCUAGGCGAGACCCCUGGUUUGGAAUGGACUUUAGUUGGGGCGGCGAACCGAGAGAUGAACCUUGGUGGAAAGGACCAAACGUGUGUUUCUCGAUGACGGAAGGUGUUGUAAAUGAUACAGAUGAGAUACGCACCCACUUCAGCUACGAGUCUGUGAUCUGUGAUGGUUCUGACUCCACCUUCAAGUGUACGAAAACGGAGACGACACCACGUGGACAGGAGACCACGGUUGAACUGUAUGAAUGUUGCCCUGGCUUCACCCGGGCACAGGACGACUUUGGCUGUAUGCAAGAGGUGCCUUUAUACGACAUCCCAACAUUAUUGGAGAGUUUGAAUCUUGGUGAACUAAUCAAGGUCCUGGAAAGUUCGGGCCUCACUUCAGAAAUUCUCUCCUCAAACACCAACAACUUUACAAUAUUUGCACCAACUGACGAGGCUGUGAAGUUGUUCUUGCCCCUCGUGUCUGAGAUGGAGCCCAGUAUUAACCUCACGGAUUUAGGCUAUGUCGUCAUGGUUUCUGAGCGGAUUAAGGAUUCUGUUGUCGACAACACGAGAAAUCUUCUCCUUGGUCACGUGGCAGUAGGAAGUCUGACGUCAUCACACAUUUCAGACAACCAGAUUAUCGAGACUGCUAGUCCAUUAAAGUCGACAAUUAGGAUGAACGUGUACCAGCGCCCAGUUGAAUUGUUGACUGCCAACUGUAAAAAGGUGACAAAAGCUGACAACCUCGCCAGUAAUGGUGUAGUUCACGUGUUGGACGAUGUCCUAAAACCUGUAUCUGAAACGUUACUCGAUCUUGUACAGAAAAAUCCAGAGCUUAGUACACUUAAAACGGCUUUGGGCUCCUCAGCACUGGCAGCCUCGCUUAGAGAGGACGGACAGUUUACAUUAUUCGCACCAACAGAUACUGCUUUCAAAAAUCACAAGGACCUCUUGUUGAAGAUUAUGACAAACCCGGAUUGUAUGGAAAACGUGUUGAAGAACCAUUUGUUGCCAAAUGUGAUAUGCUCAGCUAUAAUCCAAGGCGAAACUCGAACGUCUAACGUUCUCAAGAAACGCACUAACUUGUCGAGAGACGCAGACGACAAAUUGUAUGUAGAUGGCGCUCAAAUUGUUACAUCCGAUAUCAUGGCCACAAAUGGUGUACUAUACAUCAUAGAUGAUGUACUUAUACCAGAAGAAGCAUUAAACAUGCUUCAACUGGCUGAGAAGAAAGACCUUGUAGAGUUCGGAAAACUUGUCGACCUUGCUGGUCUAAAGAAAGAACUAAGACACACAGAGAAUGUAACAAUCUUUGUACCAAGCAACGAGGCUAUAAAAGCAUUACCAGCAAGCGUUGUGGCUAACCUUGGAAAGGACCAGCAAGCACUCCAAGAACUGCUCCAGUAUCACAUAGUCCCAGACGUUCUCUCGUGCAGCAAGUUCUAUAAUAAUCUUCAGCUUGAUACACUUCAAGGGACACAACUCAGAAUCAACGAAUACUCUUCAUUUCCAUUCGGUCGUCACUGGACACAGACAGUUCAAUGCGCGAAUAUAGACAGUUCUUCCAUCAAAGGUUGUAAUGGUGCUGUAUACGUUAUCGACAAGGUUCUGUUGCCACCCUCUGGUAACGUGUUGGAUGUGUUAGCUCAGAAUAAAAAGUUUUCCACGCUGACAGAGCUUGUCAAAAUAGCCGGAAUUGCAGACGUACUCCAAGAGGAUGGCCCCUACACAAUGUUUGCUCCAACAGAUGAGGCAUUUAAAGCCCUUGGUAGUGACGCCGUGGAAGAACUCAAACAGAAUCCAGAAACUCUCAAGUCUGUGCUUCUGAAUCACGUGACCAGAGAUACAAUUUGUUGUGCUGGUGUGAUCCGUGCUAACUGGUUCGAUUCCCAAAAGGUCCGAACCCUAUCCGGAGAGGUGUUUCGUAUUGGCAAGACACGAGGUGGUGAAACCUACAUUGACAACUCAGAUGUUAUUCAGUGCGAUCUGACUGCAACUAAUGGCGUUGUACAUGUCAUUGAUGACGUCAUCACCACUCCUAGACGCAGACGCCCAUGGGAGUGGAUUUGGGAGUUCAAAUAAUCGAGAGAAUUUUGAGAACGUUUUUGAUAAGAACGGUCUCUCAAAUAAGCAUGAUGAUCAUUCAUAACAUGAUCUGAUCUAAGCCUUUGUAUUUUAAAAUUUAAAGCAAAACCUAGACUUUUCUUAAUUGUCUCUGUACACCUAGAUCUAUGUUCAAAUCAAAUUCAGCAAACAAGAUCAAGUUCUGUAAAGAAAUAUGUGACAUAUUGUUUUAUUUAUGGUGGAUACUUUUUAUCCCCGGUGAGCUUCACUUAAAUAAACCUAGCAAUUCUG